CUUUAGUCUUUUGUUUCUACAACAGCUUUCUUCUUCACUUUGUUGAGCUGACAGAAAGAGACAACAUGUUCAGGAUUACUCUCAUCGUCUGUGUUUCACUGAUAUGUGGAAUCACAGCAAAGCCUUUGAGUAAAAUUAGAGACGAAGCCUUGCAGCGAGCUGUUCUGUCCUUACAUGACAAAGGCAAGAUGUCCUGGGGAAUACAAGUGGAGCCUCCAGAGGACAUGGAUGAGGCUCAUUUUGACAUCGACCCCAGAAUGAGGAUCUGGAGGAGGGUGGUGGAGAGCACACUGAAGCAACAGCCCCGGAAGCCCGAGGAAGACUUGGAUGAGCUGUUCCAUCCUUCAGUAGAAAAGCUACUCCAAAACCUCCCUGAGGCCAACGUCGCUGAAGAGAUGUCGCAGGGAGAGGCCGAAAUGAAGAAAAGCGAUGCCCCGGUGGAGGAUAAAGAUGACAUCGACCACCCUGCCGUCAGUGAAGUGGCUCAAGAGGACCCUAAACAGGUCUGGGAUGAAGACAAAGCAAGACAGUUCCUGAGCCCAUUUAUGUCCCCACUACUGGCCAGAGGCAGAGCCAAUAUGGGGCUCCGAGGUCCAUUUGCGCUGAUGGAGCAGAUGAGACACAGGAUGAGGGGUGAAGGUGAGGUCAGAGUUCACCUUGAGCCAGAGGUGGACAUGGAUGACGUUUACCACAAAGAGCCCCACAUGCCCGUCGUUUACCAAGAGCAGUCUGAAGUUAAGGCUGCAGAUUCUGUUGAUUUGCCUUCUCAGCAGAAGUACAGCGAGCCAGAGGAAGAUAUGGAUCACCUCUACCACCAGUGAUCAGCUCAAACAUAAACCAUGUACAACAUUAUCAUGUCAAAUUAGAUUGCAGCUGCAGCAGGUGAAUACGUGAGGUAAACACCUGAGUCAUUUGAUUCUAUUGCACUGUUGUAAAAAUAAACACAUCUGUCACUCAUGCAUCUUAAUAAUAAAGACAACUUGUAUCAAA
Molecule: messenger RNA, 990 nt
Organism: Mugil cephalus (flathead mullet)
Lineage: Eukaryota; Metazoa; Chordata; Actinopteri; Mugiliformes; Mugilidae
Exons: 4
Coding region: 66-821 (251 amino acids)
Source: RefSeq, a predicted model, not a curated record